This is a messenger RNA of Pantherophis guttatus, 4706 nucleotides long. The record is from RefSeq and is a predicted model, not a curated record. NCBI's taxonomy places the organism in Eukaryota, Metazoa, Chordata, Lepidosauria, Squamata, Colubridae.
CUACAAUAUGUAUGGACAUGGCCCUCUUUGUUGAUAGAGUCCUCCAUACAUAUUGUAGUAUUCAGCUCAGGUUGUGUGAACUAUUAUGAUCCGAAAUCCUUGUUUGUUGCUUUACAGAAUCAGUGGGAUGUAAAUAUGCAAAUAUUGUCAGGGUAUGGGAGAGGGGAGAAAAAAAACACCUUGCUUUACUGAUCUGAUCAUAACACACACAAAUCAAUAGAAUGUAGUCCUAUGUUCUAUUCCAGGUGUCCAGCCUUAAGACUUGUGGACUUCAACUCCCAGAAUGACUGACUGGGGAAUUCUAGGAGUUGAAACCUGCAAGUCUUAAAGUUGCCAAAUUUGGACACCCCUGCUACUCCAAAGUAUGCAAAACCCAAAGGAUGCAAAAAAAAAAAAAAGGGCCAUAAUUUCCUCUUGGUUUCCUUUACCAACAUAUUUCAAGUCCCUGUCUAGUCACCUCAGGGACAGAGUUAAAGAACAUUGCUCAGCUGCCUGUGCCUUGGCAAGAGGCCAGGACCAGCCUUGGUCUGUCAAAUUCUUGCAGAAAGAGGCGGGUGGAUUCUCUCUCUCUCUCUCCUGCCCUUGUUCCCUUACUCUUCUACCUUUUAAGCAACUGUUUUUCAGAGAGAGCCUCUUGGGUGACAAAAGUCAGAAGCCACCCCAGCAAAACCUCCAAGUGCUGCCUGAUGCUCUUCUCACUCCUUAUUGGCCAAGAAGAGAAAACAACAAAAAAUAAAUGUGCUUCUAAAGUUUACAGUAAACUCUCCCCAGCCUCUCCCUCCCCUCUUUCAUUCUUUCAACAGAGAAGAAGCCAAAGGAAGCCUAAUGCUUAGACGCCUGCAGAAGUCUGAAAACGCUCACAAAGCAAAGCAGGCUGAAGGGAUCGCUUUUGAAGUUUACCUUUUUGGAUUAAGCUGAACGCUUGCCCUUCUCUUCGCCAUGAUCCAGUGCUACGGGACGCGGCUCGGAUCAUUCCUUGCAAUCACAAUAAUGUUUCUAUUCAGAGAGGUCAAAGGAAAUUUUGAGCUAACCAAAGCUAAAUGGCUUGAGUAUAAAGAUGAAUGUUUGAAGAGACUACAAGAAUCUAGAAUUAGCACGGGAAUAUAUUGUAAUGGAAGUUUUGAUCAGUUUGCUUGCUGGCCUCAUUCGCCACCAGGAAAUGUCUCCGUUGCUUGUCCAUCUUAUUUACCGUGGCUUAAAAAUGGAAGUGCAAGGAACGUAUACAGAGUCUGCUUGGACCAAGGGAUUUGGCAAAAUAUCGAAAAUACAACAGAGAUUUGGAAUAAUCGCUCAGAAUGCCUUGAGGAGAAUCAUUUCAAAGUAAAACCAGAAGACCUUACAUUGUUUAUGGUGCUUGAAAAACUUUCUACUGUGGGAUAUUCUAUUUCUCUUGUUUCCCUUGUCUUAGCACUCUUCAUUCUGCUGUUAUUUAGGAAACUGCAUUGCACGAGAAAUUACAUCCAUAUGAAUCUCUUUGCUUCGUUUAUCCUCCGAGCUGCAGGAGUUCUAAUAAAAGACAGCAUAACACGCAGUACUUACAAGUUUCUUUCUUCAGAGUCAGAAAGGCCAGCUGAUGAAAGUGGAUGGAUUUCUUCCUUGAGUCCAGAGAAACUAGCCUUAUGCAAGAUGGGUCCUCUUUUCAUGCAAUAUGUUGUUGGAGCAAAUUCUUACUGGCUUUUAGUAGAAGGAAUUUACCUCUACAGGUUAUUAGUAGCUACUGUGCUGUUUGAGAAACAUCAGCUGCUGAGAUACAUCUUCAUUGGAUGGGGUUUUCCAAUUUUGUUUGUAGCUCCUUGGGGAAUACUAAAAUACCAACUGGAGCAUAAUGUAUGCUGGUCAACAAAUGAGAACAUGAUAGUCUGGUGGAUCAUUCGAGGACCCAUAUUAUUUUCCAUUGUUGUUAAUUUCUGCAUCUUCCUGAACAUUCUGAAACUGUUACUUUCCAAACUUAAAGCUCAGCAGAUGACCUUUCGUGACUAUAAGUUCAGGUUGGCAAGGUCAACUCUUGUGUUAAUACCUUUACUUGGAAUUCAUGAGAUUAUUUUUAGUUUCAUUUUGGAUGAUCAUGUUGAAGGAUUCUCCAGGAAUGUCAAAACCUUCAUCCAGCUAACCAUUGGCUCUUUCCAUGGUUUUCUCGUAGCACUUUUAUAUUGCUUUUAUAAUGGCGAGGUAAAGGCUGAAUUACGCAAGCAAUGGUCUCGUUUCUUGCUAGCAUACCCCUUUGUCUAUAUGCCCUGCUUUCUUGGAAAGAACAUCAAGCACCUAAGGAACUGUCCAAACAAACAGCAUUUGAGCAAUAACGAUCCUGCCCUUGAGGUAAUGCAGCCUCCCAAGAAGCAAGCGGCCAAGGUGAGAACAUGCUGCAAUGUGGAACGAGGCCCCACAACAAGACACAACCUCAGAGCAAGCGUUUUUGACAGCAGCGAAGAAGAAAUUGCCAAUGGAGAGACCAUUGAAGAGGCUCUGGAGGAAAAUGAGGGUUAGAACUUUAAGAGAAAAACGAAUUUGUUGGGAUCUAUCUUUUGCAUGGAAGCAACUGGAAUUAAAGAUCCUAUGGAAAGAGCAAAAUGAAAGCAGCUUUGGUACAUUCCCCCUCCCCAUCCAUUCUUCAUUUUGUCAGUAAAACAAAUAUUGGCAUAUGCCAGGAGCCAUAACAGGUCGUUUUUCUUAGUUCUCAGGAACUGGAUCUGGUAUCAACACUACAUGGGAUAAAGAGAUCACACACACACGGUGAGACAGCCUGCUGCUCCUUCUGAAACUUCCAGUAUUAGGUCCACCAGAGUCUGACUGCUACUCUGACUGAACCAGGGAUUUGAUCCCAGGAGGCUGCACUUCAGGACUACAAAGGCUUUAUGAUACCAUUGAAAUGACUAACUAAAUGCACCAAGUGAAUAAAGGAACUGGUCUGAGAGUCAGUUUGCUCCCCAUACAUUUAGAUGCUUGCACAUAUACAUCUGAAAGUGUAUUUUUCAGCCUUUGCUAAAAUAAUAGUUAAAUCAGAGCUACCAUGUUUUAGGACACAGUUAUUAAUGCUUUGUCUUUCAAUAUACUUUGCAAGUCCUAAUUUCUGUUAUCCUUUCAAUAUAUCUAUAAAGCAAAUCACUAUGACCUCCAUUACACAAUUAGAAAAUUAAUUUGACUUAAUCCAGAGCAGAAAAAUCCGAGAAGUUUGAAACAGCUGGAUGAAAUGAGGAGAGAUGGGGAGUUGAGAGACUGCUGUAUGAACACAUCUUAUUUCUCAAAUAGCCAGACAAGCUGAAAUACAACUUAAAAACGCAAGAUGAAUCAAGGGAGUUGGCAAGCAGUUGGAAAGGAUUCAUUUAGGAAUGUGUAUUUGUUCUGUUUUUGUUUUAAAGGAAGAAUGGCAUUUCUUUCUUCUUAUCUCUUUCAUCUCUGUCUAUGUUUCUUCUCCACAUUGCCCUCAACUGUAUUUCUUUCCAGAAGAGAGAGAAUAGAGGAACUCCAAGCUCCAAACUAGCCAGAAUCAUCUGCAUUCUGUCCCUGGAUUCAUGAGAAAUGCUAGGUUUCUUCCUCCACCAUCCUGGGUUUUGGGUUACCUUCCAUUCCUGUUUUUAUUUUACUGCAUAAAUUGGCCAGUAGCUGGGUGUUGCAGUGUUUUCUCUUCUUGCCAGUUGAUGCCUUUUGCCCUUGCUCCUAGGGAAGUUCAAAGACGUCCUACUUAUACUCAUUCUCCUAAUGUAAAGGAGUUGGCUUUGUGUUAUGGAUUGGCUUUGUGUUAUGGGUAGUUGGUGAUUGGAGGCUGGAAAAAUGUGCAGAGACUUAAAUACACAAGCAACUGAAAGCUAAGUGGAGCAAAUACCAACCAUACCAACUUCAGAAGGUCCAAUAGUCAAUAGACAGCCUGCAGCUGUAAUAACAUUUUUCCCUUUGCAGCCUUUGCUUUAAUGGCAGCACCAAGGAAUCCAAAGUUAGUAUUUCAUUACCAAUAGGAAAAGGAGUAUAAUGAAAUGAAAAAAAAUAUUUACUCCUAAUUAAUAGAAAGCUGCUGUUUCUAAUACAGAAUAGAAAGAGGAAACAGUAGUAUAAUUAGUAGAUAUAUCUUGAUUCAAGGGGCAAAAAAAGAGAUGAUUUAAAAAUAUCAGAAUCUGGAAAGAAACCUAAGCAUGGUAAAUGUUCUAGACCAGUGGUUCUCAACCUUCCUAAUGCUGCGACCCUUUAAUACAGUUCCUCAUGUUGUGGUGACCCCGAACCUUAAAAUUAUUCCUAAAACCAUUGAAAAUAUGUGUUUUCCGAUGGUCUUAGGCGACCCCAGUGAAAAGGUCAUUCGACCCCCAAAGGGGUCACGACCGACACACACAACAGUUGAGAACCACUGUUCUAGACACACUGGAUUUAAAUGGAGCGAACAGGACAUGAAAAAAGAGAAAUAGAUAAGAAAAGAACAGACGCUAAAAUGACUUUUGAAUAAAUUAGUAGCCUGUAGAAGGGGUGGGUGAGGAAGAUAGAUGAAUUCUGACUGAGCACAAUCUGCUUACUAUGACAUCCAUGAGUAUAUAAGACCAAGAACUCUUGAUAGACAUUGGCUAGGUACACUCUUGGGCUCAACUAUAAUGUAUGAUUUAUGAUUGAAUCUCCUAUGGCUUAGUAUUAAGUAUGAUCUGAAUGGCUGUGUCUUAUUCAAAAUCCAGUGGGAUGUAUGUACCUUGCAAAUGAGUUAUAGAUCAGAUAAAAGCAGUUUUCAAGAA